AUGUCUAAGGUCUCCAACUACGUCAAGGCGCUCAACGGCGGUGCGAACGUCACCGCCGCCGACGAUGAGCUUAAGGAACAAUUUUCCAAGAUUGAUAAAAAUGGAGAUGGAACAAUUGAUCUUUCAGAAUUACAAGAAGCUUUAGAUUUAUGUGGUUUUAAGCUACCUGCAUGGAAAGUUCGAAAAAUGAUUGAAGAUUAUGAUGGCAAAAGAACGGAAACAAAAGGAAAACUUGUGUUUUCAGAAUUUAAAAAGUUAUGUUCAGACUUAAAAGCAGGAGAAGUUGCUAGCUCAUUUAAACAAGUUGUUUCUAAAAAAGAAAACUUAGAAACAUUAGGUGGAAUGUCUGAUGCAUCAAGUGAAGGAACAACACAUUCUGUACGAUUAGAAGAACAGCUUGCAUUUUCUGAUUGGAUCAAUAGUAAUUUGAGUAAUGAUCCUGACUUAAAGCAUUUGCUUCCGAUAGAAUGUGAAGGGAAAAAUUUGUAUGAAAAAGUCAUAGAUGGAAUAUUACUCUGCAAAGUUAUCAAUCAUUCUUGUCCUGAUACAAUUGACGAAAGAGCAAUUAAUAAAGAAACAACCAAAAGCAACCUUACUGUUUACAAAAAAUUAGAAAAUUUAACAUUAGCACUAGUUUCCAGUCAAUCUAUUGGCUGUAAUAUUGUCAAUAUUGAUGCUCAUGAUCUUGCUAAAGGAAAACCACAUUUAGUCCUUGGUUUACUUUGGCAAAUUAUUAGGAUAGGAUUGUUUAAUCAAAUUACUCUUGAAAACUGUCCUGGGUUAGCUACAUUGUUACAAGAUGGAGAAAAAAUUGAAGAGCUUAUUAAACUAUCACCAGAAGCUAUACUUCUUCGAUGGGUUAAUUACCACUUGAAUCGUGCUGGAGUUUCAAGACAAUGCCAUAACUUCCAAAAUGAUAUAACUGAUUCAGAAAUAUACACAUACCUUAUGAAGCAAAUUGCACCACUUGAUUCUGAUGUUGAUAUGUCUGCACUUAUGGAACCGGAUUUGAACAAAAGAGCAGAUAUAAUGUUACAGCAAGCAGCUAAGUUAGGGUGUCGUAGUUUUGUAACACCUGUUGAUGUCGUGAAUGGUGUAUACAAAUUAAAUCUUGCAUUUGUUGCUAAUUUGUUUAACAAUCAUCCAGGAUUGGAUAAACCUGAAGGAGAAAUAGCAGGAUUAGAAUCGAUUGAAGAAACAAGAGAAGAAAAAACUUACAGAAAUUGGAUGAAUUCUAUGGGCGUUGCACCUCAUGUUAAUUGGCUUUAUUCAGAUUUAGCAGAUGGUCUCAUCAUUUUUCAAUUGUAUGAUAUUAUUAAACCAGGAAUUGUAAAUUGGUCUAAAGUACACAGAAAAUUUUCUAAGCUACGAAAAUUCAUGGAAAAGUUGGAAAAUUGCAAUUAUGCUGUUGAGUUGGGUCGUCAGCUAAAGUUUUCAUUAGUUGGCAUUGCAGGACAAGAUUUAAAUGAUGGAAAUGCAACUCUUACAUUAGCUUUAAUUUGGCAACUAAUGAGAGCAUAUACUUUAUCUGUCUUAACUCAACUUGCCAAAACUGGAAGUCCCAUGAUUGAAAAAGAAAUUGUUACCUGGGUUAACAAUAAGUUACAAAAUGCCAAUAAAUCUUCAACUCUGAAAGGAUUUCAAGAUCAUGCAUUAUCUGAUGGCCGAAUUGUUAUUGAUUUAAUUGAUGCAAUAAAACCAGGCACUAUUAAUUAUGAUAUAGUUAAAGAAGGUGGCGAUGCUGAGGAUAAUUUAGCAAAUGCUAAGUAUGCAAUAUCAAUGGCAAGAAAGACAGGUGCUAGAGUGUAUGCUUUACCAGAAGAUAUCACGGAAGUAAAACCUAAAAUGGUAAUGACACUCUUUGCAUGUCUUAUGGCUAUUGAUUAUGUUCCUUACAUGGACGUUACUGGAAAAUCAGACUCGUAACCAAAUUAUGUAUUAAUAUUAUUCUUAGAAAUUAUCAACAUUUACAGUUUUAUAUACCUUAUUUAUUUAUAUAUAAAUAUUUGUAAAUUAUUUUAUAUUGAACAAUAUUUUUUUUAAUUUUGGAAAUUUACAGCAUUUAAACAUAAUAUGUUGACUGUCGAUAAGUUUGAUGUACAAUACAAUUUUUAUAAAUUAAUUAAAAUUUUUGUAAUAGGUAUUAAGCAUGUUUAAAUCAACUUUUAUUUUCCAAAUAUUUUGUAUAUUUGUUAAAAACGAACACUUGGCAACAUUUGUUACCAAUUUUUUAUAUUU
This is a messenger RNA of Rhopalosiphum maidis (corn leaf aphid), 2238 nucleotides long. It is a transcript of the gene Fim, whose product is annotated as plastin-3. The transcript has 11 exons. Gene Ontology annotation, cellular component: actin filament; cytoplasm; actin filament bundle. Lineage: Eukaryota; Metazoa; Arthropoda; Insecta; Hemiptera; Aphididae. The record is from RefSeq and is a predicted model, not a curated record. The coding region runs from base 1 to 1926 and encodes 641 amino acids. Gene Ontology annotation, molecular function: calcium ion binding; actin filament binding. Gene Ontology annotation, biological process: actin filament bundle assembly; actin filament network formation.